UUCACUGUGAACUGAUCAUUUGUGACCUGUGUAGAGACAGAGAGGAGUACCAGCCGUGGGCCUUGGACUUGGACUCAGCUGCCCAUUUUAACCAAAGGGGGGGGAUGAAUUAUCAAGGUUUUAAUCGCUACGGAAACUAAAGUGGUCAAUGCCAACGAUUCCUCCGAGGGCGAUGGGCUGGUGUGCAGGUGAGCCAACGUGAGAGUCCGCGUAAGGAAGCGCGUCGGUCCGGUGGCACAUGGGAACCGUGUGUCACCCCAAAUCCUCAUCCGCAUUUUAUUUUUAUAUAUGAGUUAAUAGACGGACCCCGGAGCGCAGACAGACAUGUCUAGAGACAGCAUGACGGAUGUACGAGGAGCCCAUUCACCCAGUGCUUCACCUAAGGAGAAUGGACACGCCGUGGCGAGCCCCGUUCAACCCAACUUUCCCCCUCCCUCAGCGGGGAACGUACCCGAAGACAACCCGGUGUCCUCCACAAGCGAGCUGACCCAGACUUGGGUGCACCUCGCCAAAACGUUUGUUCUCAUUUUCCCCAUUUACGCGCUGGGAUAUUUUGAGUUCAGCUUCAGCUGGCUGCUGAUCGGACUUGUUAUCGUUUUCUGGUGGAGGAGAAACACAGGAGGGAAGCACAGCCGCCUUAACAGAGCUCUGGCUUUCUUUGAGCAAGACGAGAGAAGUGUCCAGCAGAGUCUGACCACCUCUGAUUUACCACCAUGGGUUCACUUCCCAGACGUGGAGCGAGUGGAGUGGCUAAACAAGACAGUGAAGCAGAUGUGGCCCUAUAUCAGCCAGUUUGUGGAGAAACUCUUCCACGAGACGAUUGAGCCGGCUGUGAAGGAGUCCAGCUCCCACCUCAGCACCUUCUGCUUCAGCAAGAUCGACAUAGGAGACAAACCCCUCAGGGUCAACGGGGUCAAGGUCUAUACAGAAAAUGUGGAUAAGCGACAGAUCAUCAUGGACCUACAGAUCAGCUUUGUUGGCAACACUGAGAUUGACGUAGACAUCAAACGCUACUACUGCAAAGCUGGCAUUAAGAGCAUCCAGAUACACGGCGUGUUGAGAGUGGUGAUGGAGCCACUGCUGGGUGACAUGCCUCUUGUCGGAGCUCUGUCUGUGUUCUUCCUCAAGAAACCACUUCUGGACAUAAACUGGACUGGCCUCACCAAUAUACUUGACAUUCCUGGUCUCAAUGGCUUCUCUGACAGUCUGAUUCAAGACAUUAUCUACAGCUACCUGGUAUUACCCAAUCGCAUCACCAUCCCUCUCGUCGGGGAUGUGGAACUGGCCAUGCUACGCUUCCCCAUGCCAAAGGGAGUCCUGAGGAUUCACUUCUUGGAGGCUCAGGAUCUGGAAGGGAAGGAUAAAUUUCUGGGAGGGCUGAUCAAGGGCAAGUCCGACCCCUACGGCAUCCUGCAGAUCGGCAACCAGCUGUUCCAGAGCAAGACGAUCAAGGAGAGCCUCCAUCCCAAAUGGAACGAAGUCUACGAGGCGUUGGUGUACGAGCACUCGGGUCAACACCUUGAGAUUGAGCUGUUUGAUGAGGAUCCGGACAAGGAUGAUUUCCUUGGAAGCCUGAUGAUCGAUAUGACAGAGCUGCACAAAGAACAGAAAGUUGACGAGUGGUUCAACCUGGAGGAAACUUCCACUGGGAAACUCCACUUAAAAAUGGAGUGGCUAGCUCUGCUCUCCACUCCGGAGAGGUUGGACCAGGUGCUGCGAAGUGUGCGUGCAGACAGAAGCCUGGCCAAUGAUGGGCUAUCAUCAGCACUGCUUGUGGUCUAUCUGGACUCAGCAAAGAACCUGCCAAGCGUCUUCACAGGCAGCUUAGGCUGUGGGAACUUAAGUGAGAGGAGAGCAUCUGGUCUAGUCUUUUGUGAGAGCAAUACUUCAGAGUAUAGAACAAUAUGUUCUACGAAGAAGAGCAGCAGCGAACCCAGUCCUUAUGUUCAAAUGACCGUUGGACACAAAACACUUGAGAGUAAGAUCCGGUUCAAGACCAAGGAGCCUCUGUGGGAAGAUUGCUUCUCAUUCCUCGUUCACAAUCCCAGGAGGCAGGAGCUCGAGGUGCAGAUAAAAGAUGACAAGCACAAAUGCAACCUGGGUAAUUUGACGGUGCCUUUGAGCAGCCUGUUGGCAGAGGAGGACAUGACGCUGACUCAGUGCUUUCCUCUCAAGAACUCCGGGCCCAGCUCCACCAUCAAACUGAAGAUGGCCCUGAGGAUCCUGUCCCUGGAGAAGCAGGUAUCCUCAGACCAGCCCUCCUUCGUCCAGGUCAGGAAGUCCAGUGCGCCGCAGCCAUCCGGCCCCGCCCCCUCCCAGAGACGAUCAGCCUCAGAUUCCCCGCUGCCUCCACACACGCCUCCGCCACCUAUAGACGCUUCCACCCUCACCCUCCAACAAAGGGACGGCGAGCCGUACUCAGCCAGUACCUCCAACCUGAGCACCUGCAUGUCCAGCUCCCAGAAACACCUGCCUCAUAAGGAGUCCACACCCAGCCUGGCCUCGGAUAUCUCCCUGCCCUUCGCCACCUUGGAGCUUCAGCAAAGGCUUCGCCAGCUGCAGAAUGGCUCGGCACCCAGCCAGUACCCCCUGGGCGAGGUCCAGCUGACUGUUCGACACAGCUCCCAGAGGAACAAACUCAUUGUGGUGGUGCACGCCUGCCGUAACUUGAUAGCCUUCACCAAAGACAGUUCAGAUCCCUUCAUCCGCCUCUAUUUGCUGCCCGACAAGAGCCGGACGGGGAGGAGGAAGACCAGCACAAUGAAGAGGACCCUUAACCCUGUCUAUGAUCAAACGUUUGAGUUUAGUGUAUCUAUGGUGGAGCUCCACAGGAGAACUCUGGAUGUAACAGUGAAGAACAGAGGGAGCAUCCUGUCCAAACAUAAAGGGCUUUUGGGGAAGGUGCUGGUAGAUUUAAGUGGGGAGGAUAUAUCAAAAGGAUGGACACAAUGGUAUGAUCUGAGUGAAGAUGGUUUCUCGUCUCAAGGCUUAAGAAAUAUUCAAGACCCCCUCCUCACAUAGUGAAACCACCUCUCUGCUGUAAUAUAGUGAUUUUGUUAAUAUAAGGGCACAUCAUUUUGUUGCGUUCAUGGACAUUUUUCAUAUAGUUUACAUGAAUUAUUUCAGCAUGCAAGAAUUUUUGUUCAGACUUUUCCAGCCAUAAUUUCAUUAAUGAUGAAGAUUAGAGGAUAUUGUAACAUAUUGUAAUGCGUAUGAAACACACAAAAUGCCUUGUCUCUGUUUUAUGUAAAUAUGAAGUUGCUAAUAUAUAGUUAGAAGACUUUGCAGGGGUUUUCGUGGCAUUAUGUUUCCUCAACGGAAAUUGUAAUGAAAUCUGUCAGAAUUGUUAUUGCUUUCUGUUGAAUUUGUUAAAAUGUGACAAAUCCUGUCGUCGUCUGAGGAAACUCUUACCAAAGGAACAGAUACAAUCACAAAAGUAGGCUUAAGUAGCAGUCUUGACUUUGAUAUUUUUUUUUUGUCAUGCAGUGUUAUUUUGAUUGUUUACUUCUUAUUGUUCUUCUUAUGCUUGAUUACAAACAUGGAAUGCAUAUAUGCAAAAGGAUAAAAUGAUUGCUCUGUAUAUUUUAAAAUGACUUUGUGCAAUAUUGGUUGAUCUGAACGUUGUCUCAGAUGAUGAAGAGGGGCAUUUUAGGGCUAUGAACAAGUGCUGUAUAAUAUGAACAAUAUAAAGGAUACUUGAAUAAGGGUUUGACUUUAUCGUUCAGACCAAAUGUUGAGUCGAACAAAAUUGAAUAAUAUGAGCAGAGACAACAAUUAUUGCAUUUUAUGAGCAGGGAUUGCCAGAAUUUGUUAUGAAGAUGACACAGCAACGUCACAGGCUUGUACAUGCAGUCGUAAGUGUUUGUUGGAGCGUUUAAAAACUUUUUCUUGUUAUCUAUCCUGUGCCUUAAAAAAACGCUAUGUAAUUUUUUGCCUUCUUAAUGUUAUUAUUUUGAAUGAUGCCUCAUGGGUUUUGAAGAAUAAAUGGUUGCUCUUGUGAAAGAG
This is a messenger RNA of Morone saxatilis (striped sea-bass), 4005 nucleotides long. RefSeq names its product extended synaptotagmin-like protein 2b (gene esyt2b). Gene Ontology annotation, molecular function: lipid binding. The transcript has 23 exons. Gene Ontology annotation, biological process: lipid transport. Bases 325 to 3021 code for a protein of 898 amino acids. The record is from RefSeq and is a predicted model, not a curated record. NCBI's taxonomy places the organism in Eukaryota, Metazoa, Chordata, Actinopteri, Moronidae.